UAUUUCCCAAAAAUCUUAGUGUAAUUUUAAGCUAAUAAAGUGUAAAGUUUUAAGCUAUUAAAGUUAAAAUUGUGCUAAGACAUUGGGGAGAUCCUGAACUGAAAUCCAGUUAUCAUUUUUUUAAGUUCAUAGACUCCAGAUUAAGAACCCCUUUAUCAUUAUCAUCAUAGGAUCACAGAUUCAGAACUGGAAGGAGCCUUAGAGAUGGACUGAUACAUUUCCCUCAUGGUCCAGUUGAGGUAACCAAGGAAGUUAAGGGGCUUGACCAAGGUCACAGGUAGAAAGCUUCAAAGGCAGAGUCUAAACACAGGUCUGUCUCCAAAUCCAGCAAACUUUCCAAUUCACAGGACCACUUUGCUACUUAGGUAUCCUUUAAUCUCUUAAAAUCAUUACUACCCCUAAGGUGAUUAACUGCAAAGAUUCCUCUCUGGCAAGGCUUACCCUCUGAUGAUUUAGCUGGCCUUUGUCUGAAGAGCCAGCAGCGUAUUCUCUGCCCCCCCCAAGUUAUUAGAGCCUAUUGACAUUUUUUAUUCACAUAGUUCCUUAUAGCGGUGAAGGGGGAAAGACCCCCUAGUCUCACACCUAUUGGCUUUCAAUAAUUAAUUGGCCUAAGGAUGUUUCCUUUGAAAUAUAAUUUAAAGGAACUGAUUGGAGGAUCAUAGGAUGUUGCAGCUGGAAGGAUUAUGGAACCCAGAAUGUUAGAGCACAGACUAUUGAAAGCUGAAGCAAGAAGAGACCUUAGAACAUGGAAUAUUAGAAUGCAGAACGCAGUAUUUUAGAAGUAGAAGCUUAGAAAUCAGGCUGCCAGUCUAUCCAUCCACAAACUACUGUUAGAAUUAUAUUGAAAUAAUUAUCAAUGCUUUUUUAAAGUUCAUGAACCGCAGGAUAGGAAACCCUGAUCCUCAUAGGAUCACAGAUUUAGAUGUGGAAGGGACUUUUUAGGCCAACUCUCUCAUUUUUCAGAUUGAGAAACUGAGUCCUAAAGAAAGGAGUACCAAAUUCGCACACUCAGAACAGAAGGGGACCCCUCUCAUUACUGAGGACCAGCCAACGUGCCCUGAAGGAGAAUUCCCCUAAAUUCGUGGAAAGGAGCCAUGUGAAACCAGUUGGAAGCCCCGGUGCCCUCAGCGUUUCCACUUGCCUCGCUCGUGUGUGGGGCUGAGCCACCUACAGGAAUUGUCGGCAUUUCUGAAAUUCACGGGGUCAGGAUUUCUCCUGGGCUCUCCCAGAGGGCGGGCGCUUGGUGAGAUGCCUGGGUUCCCGGGCUAUUGAGUUAUUGCCACCGGCUUCGGACAGCCGGGGAGAGGACCAGGAGGGGGACAAGGAGGCGGAGGCCACAGCCGCGGGGGAAGCCUCCCUCCCAGAGCUCCGGGUUAAUAAAGGAAGCAGCUCAAUUAGCAUUUCACACGCUUUUCUUCCCCCUCACGGUCCAGGCCCCGCAGUGGGCAUGCUCGCUCCCUCAAAGAUCGCCCUGUUUUCGCUCCUCGCCAGCGUUGGCAGGGUGAUAGUGACCAAGUGUGCAAACUUGUGCUAUUGUCUCCGGGCCAGGGGGAGCCAUGGCGACUCGCUAAUAUGACACAGGAAAAUGUUUGCUGAUGGUAAUUCUAUGGGCUUUGUCUAACUCUUUCUCCAUCAUGACGACUCGAUUUAAGUCUCUAACUGUUUGACUACAAAUGCAAGAGGGCUAUCCAACUCCAUCCCUUUGUCCGGCCAGUUUGAAUGGGUAAUUCAGCCUUUGUGCGCCUCAAUUGAGGGGGCAAACAUAAAAGACAAGAUUCUUCAACGCUCAGGCCGGCUUUCCAUGGAUAUCUAUCCCCGCAACUCUUUAGAGUGCCGGGUCCUUCCCUACCUACCUCUUCUGACAUCAUUCCUCCUCUCCUCUCCUCCUUCCCUCCCCCACCCGUCAUCUUUUUUGUUUAAAAAAAAAAAAGAUGGAGAAGAGCUUUUAUUGAUAAUAAUAGUAAUAAUAACGACAGUUCGCAUUUCUGGAGCGCACCGAGAUUUCCAAAGCAUUUUCUUUACAAUACUAAUAUCCCCAUUUCACGGAUAAGGCACCUGAAGACCCCAGUGGCCCGGUAAGUGACUUGCCCAGGUUCAACAUUGAAUUCAUUUCAACAAAACAUUGAUUGAAGGAGUAGAAGCACCGUGAAAGAUGGAGAAACCAGGCAAGACCCACUUAUUAACCUCAUUUUACAGAAGAGGAAACCGAGGCACGAUAAACUAAAUGAUUUGCCUUAGGGUAACUUGGCCUCAGUUUACAGAUGGGGAAAUCCGAUAGCAGGGAGAUGAGAUGACCUGCCAGGAUCACUUAACAAUAAUAAUAAUCGAGGUUUUGUGUAGUGCUUCAUUUUACUCAUGCCAUCUUCUUUAAUCCCAACAACAAAUCGAUGAGGUAUAUUUCCUCAUCAUCCCCAUAUUAUUAUCCUUAUUUUACACAUGGGGAAACUGAGAUACACAGCGAGAUGAAAGUGGCUUGCCCAGGAUCGCACAGCUCAUAAGUGUCAGUGCCGAGGUUCGAGGCCAGCACCUCCGCAUCUCUUAAAAGUAGACAGCCUCAUCAGCUUGCCCCCUCCCUAAUUGUCCCGCCUCACUGGAGCAUGGCCGCCCACGUCUCCAGGCCUCUCUAGGCUGACUUCAAGAGUUUCAAGUUUCUGUUCUUCGCUCACUCCGCAUCAGCAGAGCCCGCGUCCCGGGCGCUUGAGAACCGCCCUCCUGGCUCCCCGCCCCCCAACACAGAAAGGAUGGAGGGAAGGAAAAAGUGGCUCCUGAUUGGCCGGAGAAGUCCCCCAGCUCGAAGGAGUUGGUAUUCAUUCAGACUACUCAAGGGCCGCUAAACUGCUUCUAAACACUCCUAGCCGCUGGUUGCUUCUCCAAAGGUCUGCCCUUUGUCCACCUGCUGAGCUGCAGGCCAGGGAAUAGCAGCUCUUCAUGGAAAUCUCCGGGAGGCGUACCCAGGGAGAUGGCAUCCGACAGUGAGGUGAAGAUGCUACUCAAUUUCGUGAACCUGGCCUCCAGUGACAUCAAAGCUGCCCUGGACAAGUCUGCCCCUUGCCGACGCUCUGUGGACCACAGAAAGUAUCUGCAGAAACAGCUCAAGCGGUUUUCUCAGAAAUAUUCCCGGCUGCCAAGAUGCUAUCCCAAUAGAUCUGGGGAAUCUCACUCAAAAAGGGGGCCUGAGGAUAGCCAUUGCCGCACCCCCUCUAAUGGCAGCACAGAGAAGGGCCCAGGAAACCGGGGAAUGGAAGAGAAUUUUCCUCAAGUGCAGGCCCUGCAAGAGCAAAUCCCAGAGGCCUCCAGGCCAGACCAAGUACCCAUGCGGAAAAGACAGCUGCCUGCUUCCUUCUGGGAAGAACCUCGGCCUGCCCAAAGCUACUCUGGGGGGUUAGAUGGGCUCUCUGGCCAUAGGGAGGUUCCUGCUUACGAGGGGAAAAAAAGUAAAAAGAGACCUGAGACUUUGGGUUCAGAGACUGCACCUGUACCUACUUCUCCCAGGGCAGAGAAGGAAUCCCCUAAGGUCCCUUCAGCCUCCCUCAUGGGCCGAAUGAGUGCCUGGAGUUGUUGUCCAUUCCAGUACCAUGGACAACCCAUCUACCAGAGCCCAGGAGGGCUGCCUCAGUCUCCUGUGCCCAGCCUGGGGCUUUGGAGAAAAAGUCCAGCUUCCCCAGGAGAGAUGGGUCAUUUCUGCAAGGAGCCUGGUAGCCCUAGCCAGAAAGUUUACAGACCAGUGGUCUUGAAACCCAUCCCCACAAAGCCAGGGGUUCCUCCUCCCAUUUUUAAUGUUUUUGGCUAUAUCUAGCCCCAGGUGAGUGACCCUUGGAAAGCACUGACCACCCUGUUCUAGUGAAGGUCCUGCCAGGUCCUCUGGAUUGAUUCCUGGAUAGGAAAGCUUCCAUCCCAUCCAUCUCCAAUAGGGGAGACGGCCUCCCCUGCAAAGGCCACGAGGAACACUGAGGAGGUGAUUUCUGCAAUAUUCCUGAAAAGCUCAUUCAGAAGCCUUCCGGGGUUAUUUAAGAUAAUUACUGUAACGAGAGGGAAUGGGGAGGGCAAGGGCGGAUGAAGGCUAUUUUCCCAGUCAGCACUUGUAACAUCAAUGACAUCUGGAGCUAGGGUUGAACCAGGCAGCACGUCAGAAGACAAUUGUGAACCAGAUGACUCCAUUUGUACUGUAAACAGCUGUUCUAACAGUUGUGGGGCUAACUUUUAUCUGAUAGGUGCUCAGGAAGCAACAUUCUCUUCAUUUGCCAAGAAAUUUGUAAGCCAAUCUCAUUUUUUUUUCUUUCUUGUAAAUAUUAAGAGGGUUAAAAGAAUAAAACAAAGUCAUUUUUAUAGUU
Molecule: messenger RNA, 4331 nt
Organism: Monodelphis domestica (gray short-tailed opossum)
Lineage: Eukaryota; Metazoa; Chordata; Mammalia; Didelphimorphia; Didelphidae
Source: RefSeq, a predicted model, not a curated record